AGGACAGAGGGAAGGAAAGGGAGGUUUAAAUGAGUGAGUGGCAGGGGGCAGAGAGGAGUGACAGAAUGAUAGAGUGAAUUAAUUCAACCUUAACCAGCCCUGAUUGACUCCAAUACCAAACUGGCAUGUAGAAGCAUUCGCAGUGACACCAAAGCCAUGGAGAGAGAAAAGAGGAAUGACAUAUCCUUCUCUAGAAAGAGAAGUUUCACUUUUGGGGCAUAUGGCGGUGUGGACAGAUUCACAUGUGGUGAUGAUAGAAGACCUGAAUCUGCAGAAGACAAAAUACUGGAUAUCCUGGAUUCUCCUACCAGUGACACCAAGCCUUUCCUUUCUUCCAGCAGCAACCAAAGAGACACAGAGCUGUUUGAAAUCAUUGAGAAGCUGCAGGGCAGCAGGAUCGAUGAGCAGCGAUGUGAAUUCCCACUGCCUCUCAAGUCUCCGCUUUUGACUGUAAAUUCAGACCUGCCUCUCAUCUUGCCCUCAAAAUUGGGGGGCUACUGGAUUGACCCCCCUCUGGAGAGACUUGUAGAUGUGAGUCCCACCUCUUCCCAUUGUGGUCUUGAUCCAGAGAGCUAUGACAUUAUGGAGAGAGAUGGUGAGGCCAAAAUCUACAACGAGUUUUUCCGCUCACGAUAUCACCACUCAUUUACAGCAAUAGAUCCAUCAUUUGGACCACUGGUUCUCUCUGUGUGUUUGGAGGAAGAAGAGAAUAAGCUGCGGGUCAUACUAAGGAUGAAGGAGUGCUCUCUGCAUGGAGUUUUCUCUGUGUCACUUUUCCACAACAUCCCGUCUGCUGUGGAAUUAGCAAAGAUGCUCUGUGACAAAGUCACCAUCUCCAAGUUUGACGUGGUCAGCUACUUAAAGGCUCCAGAUCUCAUAACCACAUUUGAUGAACACAGAGUGUCUCCUAAUUUUAAGUUUGGUGUAUUGUACCAGAAGGCUGGACAGUUAACUGAGGAGGACAUACUGAGCAACAGCUUGGAAAGUGAAGAGUUUAAAGAGUUCCUUUCGAUUCUGGGAGACACGAUUCAGCUGCAAGGGUUCACAGGUUUCAGAGGGGGAUUAGAUGUGUGUCAUGGUCAGACAGGAAGCGAAGCAGUCUUCACUUCCUUCCAUGGAAGACAAAUCAUGUUCCAUGUCGCAACUAAACUGCCUUACACAGAAAGCGAUCCACAGCAGUUACAAAGAAAAAGACAUAUUGGUAAUGACAUUGUAGCCUUGGUCUACCAAGAGGGCCAAACCCCUUUUCUAUGUGAUAUUAUUAAGUCACAUUUCCUCCACUGUUUCCUGGUGGUGAGGAGGGUUCAGAGAGAGGAAGAGGAGGCAGGUGGAGCUGCCUACCAGGUGUCUGUCACAGCCAGAGAGGAUGUUCCUCCCUUUGGUCCAGUCAUCCCAGACCCCCCCAUCUUCACAGAUCGUUUACGGCUGAGAGAAUUUCUUCUAACUAAGCUCAUCAAUGCAGAGAUUUCUUGCUAUAAGGCCGAUCAGUUCAGCAGACUGGAGCUGCGCACUCGUUCAUCUCUCCUGGAGAGUUUACAGACUGAACUCUUCACCCGUUCCCAGUGCAUGAUGGGAGAUCCAUCACUGGCUGCUGUGCCCACAUCUGAGGGUGUGCGGGGAGCAUCUGAAGGAAGUGGGGGGUUUAUUGAAAAUUUUAAGAGAGCCAUCCGAGUGAGAAGCCAUUCGUUUGAGACUCUGGGGGUUCCCAGGAAGAUUGUUGGCAAUACACAGAAACCUAAGAUAGAGAAAGAUGGAGAGAGUGACAAGUCUUCAGGAUUUCUGUCUGACAGUUUGGGGUCAGCUGAACUCAAGGAUCAAGCAAGUCCUCAAGAGGAGACAUAAAGGAAAAUGUUAAUUUGUAGAUUUCAGAAGUACAAAUAAUUAUAGACAUUACAACCCUUUACAUUUCCAUCUGUAUUAUCCUGGUGGAUAACUUAUUUGUAAAUAGAGUUUAAAAUAAAUAGUUUUUCAGAAAAUAUAAUUAUUUCAAAAUCAUUAUAGAGAAAUUGUAAAAAUCUUAAAAUUGUAUUUGAAUUAAAACGUUUAGAUAAAAACUGACAACAUUCAGCUUUACUGCAGUGAUGGAUUUAAAAUCAGUCAGUUGAGUUGAGCUAAUUAAAUUCAAAUCAGUCCAUUAUGUAGAAAAUGAAAAAUGUUAAAUGUUUUAGAGAUGGUUAAAUACUAAUAAUAAAACAGAUUUGUAACUUGGAAAAGCAGUUGUUGCCUUAGUUUUUAAGAUGCCUACAAUAAACUUUAUCAAACUACCUCAAUGUGUUAAAAAUGAUAUUGAACAUCAAUUUGUAGAGUUGACUAAGAUCAAUGUCUUGCUUGCAGCAGUGAGUGGAUAGUGAGUGGUUGGAGACUGGAGAGGCAUUUAGAUUACAUUCUAAUUGACUAAAAUGUAUGCUGA
Molecule: messenger RNA, 2410 nt
Organism: Melanotaenia boesemani (Boeseman's rainbowfish)
Lineage: Eukaryota; Metazoa; Chordata; Actinopteri; Atheriniformes; Melanotaeniidae
Product: rap1 GTPase-activating protein 2
Exons: 19
Coding region: 157-1842 (561 amino acids)
Biological process (GO): regulation of small GTPase mediated signal transduction; activation of GTPase activity
Cellular component (GO): cytoplasm
Molecular function (GO): GTPase activator activity
Source: RefSeq, a predicted model, not a curated record